CGGGUGCAGAAGACUAGAGAUCUCCAAUUACAGUAUUUAUUACACUCCAUACUCAGUUUUCUGACAGUUGGAUAUAAAUUCUAAAUACUAAUAUUAUUCUUCUUUUUGGUCAAUUUUCGAUCGCGUUAUUUACUUCAACGUAUGUAGUGAGUAGGAACGAUGAUAUUUUUGUUUCAAUUUCUUUUGAGAUUUGCAAAAUAAAGUGAGGCCUGAAAUCUGUUAGCAAAAAUAUAAACUCAAUCAAGUAAUUGAAUAUGGCUGAUGAUGAUGAUACUCACAACAAUAAACGAUCUGGACGUGGCUACAGAAAUAAGCAGCGACAGACCGACAAUGUAGCCAAGAAAUUCUUACGAGACUUUGAUCCACAAAGCAGUGAACGCGAAAAACGUAAAUUACAUCGUCGUUUGUACCCGGGAAGUCGCAAACACAUACUGUUCGAUGAGUCUGGAGUUUUUAUUAAAUCUGGUACCAACUUGUGUGAUUGCUUGAAAGUCGAUUGUCCUGGAUGUCAUUUUCCUUGCUCGAAAUGUGGAUCACGUAAAUGUGCACACGAAUGCAGACAACUUCGAAGAUGGGCUUAUGAAUCAGUUGAGAACGAAGGAAGCGAUGUUAUUCAGAAGAACAACAGUCUUUAAAAAAAAAGCUUAUCAUGGUAAACUUAAGUAUAGGAAAAAUGUUUGUAAGCUUAUUUAGUUAUAAUUAAAAUUAGAAAACAAAUAUACAUACAACAAUUUUUUGUUCAUGUACCUACUUA
Aphidius gifuensis is the source of this 754-nucleotide messenger RNA. RefSeq names its product ARL14 effector protein. Lineage: Eukaryota; Metazoa; Arthropoda; Insecta; Hymenoptera; Braconidae. Gene Ontology annotation, cellular component: intracellular membrane-bounded organelle. The coding region runs from base 255 to 635 and encodes 126 amino acids. The record is from RefSeq and is a predicted model, not a curated record. The transcript is spliced from 3 exons.